AGCCUCGAGAACAUGGACUCGUACGCGGGCGCGGCGCCUAGCUACGUCAACCGCGGCGCCACGCAGGCGGACACGGCCGGCCCGCAUGUCAGAAACCUGACCGAGGGCAGCUUCCAGGGCAGCGGUACCGCCGGCGGCCCGCUGCCAGAGCCCGGCAGCAAAAAAGACCAGGCGCGCUUGGCUAUCGGCAACUCGCGG
Molecule: messenger RNA, 198 nt
Organism: Lasiosphaeria miniovina
Lineage: Eukaryota; Fungi; Ascomycota; Sordariomycetes; Sordariales; Lasiosphaeriaceae
Exons: 1
Source: RefSeq, a predicted model, not a curated record